UAAACAGAGGAGGUCCAUUUUCUCUCAGGAGGAGGAGAGUGGGAGCCACAACAGCGAUGCACACACAGAGACCCGACGGCGCGUGAGUCUCAGACCAGAGAGAGAAUUAUAAAAAAGAAACGUUUUCUUCUUUUGUGCACUCUUUAACGAUGAUGGCGUGAAAGAAAGAGAAAAAAGAGAGAAAGAUAAAGACAUGAUGAUCAGUCAAACGAGCUGCUUUUGGGAAGAGAGACUCAAGAACCACCACAAGACCAAAGAUAAGAUUCCGACAAUGACCAAAGUAUGUCCUGAAACGGAAGAGAAGAGUGUGUGUGAAGCAGUAGUAGUUCAAGCAAUUUCAGCUGACGUGAGCUUCCCUGCUAACCAGUUUCCAUCAUACAAGUUAGGACCUGAUGAUCAGAUUCUUGAUGAGCCUAAAGAAAAUGAAAAACAUCGAUCUGUUAAAGAUGUUGUGGACAAAGAAACAGGAGAUUUGUCAGAUCAGCACAAGCGUCUUUCAGUUCGUGACCUCGCUUGCAAAUUCGACAAGAACUUAGCUGCAGCUUCUAAACUAGUUGAUGAGGCAAAGUUGAAUGAGGUGACUUCAUUGGAAGGACAUGUUAUGCUAAAGAAACUUAGGGAUGCUUUAGAAUCCAUGAGAGGUCGUAUGGAUGGGCGUAACAAGGAAGCAGUUGAAAAAGCCAUCUCUAUGGUUGAAGCUCUAGCCGUUAAGUUAACUCAAAAUGAAGGUGUGCUUAUUCAAGAAAAGACUGAGGUGAAGAAACUGGCAAGCUUCCUCAAGCAGACUUCAGAAGAUGCAAAGAAGUUAGUAAACCAGGAAUGGUCGUUUGCUUGUGCUGAAAUAGAGAGUGCAAAGACUCUUGUGAUAAGACUUGGAGGGGCAUUUGAAGAACAGGAGCUUGCUUCCAAAGCUUCUCGAGCUCAGGGACCGAAUGUGGAGAAACUGGUUGAGGAAGUUCAGGAGGCUAGAAGAAUCAAACGUAUGCAUCAACCAACCAAGGUGAUGGGUAUGCAACACGAGCUUCAUGAUUUAAAGAGUCAAAUCCAAGAGAAGUCUGCAUACUCCAUUAAGCUUCAAAGAGAGAUAGCAAUAAUCAAGAGAGCUGAAGGGUCCAAGUCAUGCCCUUAUGUUCUGGAUGGUGCACAAACUCUUGGCUCGUGCUUAAGAAUACGUGCCUCCUCAGAUAAUAGUGCUUCGGAUAUUUCCAAAUGUUCAAUCCAGUGGUACCGUGCAGCAUCUGAGUCUAGUCGUAGAGAAGCUAUAUCUGGUGCCAACCAAUUAGUAUAUGCUCCAGAACCAUAUGAUGUUGGGAGGGUAAUACAAGCAGACAUUCUUUCUAACGGCCAGAAGUUCACUGUUACAACCGACGGUCCAAUUAAUACUGCUUCCGGCUUGCAAUCACGUGUUGAAUUACUCCUGCGCAAAUCUAACAGUGAAUUCACCGUGGUUAUAUCACAGAUGAAUGGGCAAGAUCAUUCAUCGCGUUCCCACGUGUUUACUGUUGGAAAGGCUAGGGUGAAGCUGUCUCGAGGAUGGAUCACAAAGGCUAGAGAAAUAUAUUCAAACUCCAUGCAGUUAUGUGGAGUGAGAGGCAAUGCUAAUGCUCCAGCAAAAGCAUUGUUCUGGCAACCAAGAAAGGGUCUAAGUUUCUUACUAACUUUCGAGUCAGAACAAGAACGUAAUGCAGCUAUUGUUCUCUCCCGGAAAUACGCAUAUGAUUCCAAUGUCACUCUGGUUGGGCCUGACGAUUGAGGACCUAAUAAUAAUGAAAGGUGUAACCAAUCUUUUCUAUCAAGUGUCCUGAAAGUUUUUUCUAAGAUUGGCGAUUUGGAGUGUUAUGUCUUUGUAUGUAGUUGAGGUUGGAUGAUUCUCUACUGCAUAGUUUGUGUGUUUGCUGCAUAGUUUUUUUAGGCAGGAAGCACAUUUUGUGUGUGUGUGUUUUUGGCAUGAUCACUAGUGUGAGGUGGUUGGCAUUUUCUUAUUUUGAUUUUGAUUGGUUUGUUUGUUGUAGUGGUUAGUUUUGUGUUUGGUCUUGCAUUGUUGCUUAGGGUUUUUAUUUUUGGGUGUGAAGAUUUGUUUGUAUGUAGUAACAGAACUGAGUUUCCUUCAUUCAUAUGAUCAAUGUAAUAAAAAUGCAAGGUAAAGA
This is a messenger RNA of Raphanus sativus (radish), 2147 nucleotides long. RefSeq names its product stomatal closure-related actin-binding protein 2. Gene Ontology annotation, molecular function: actin binding. Bases 194 to 1753 code for a protein of 519 amino acids. The transcript has 13 exons. NCBI's taxonomy places the organism in Eukaryota, Viridiplantae, Streptophyta, Magnoliopsida, Brassicales, Brassicaceae. Gene Ontology annotation, biological process: regulation of stomatal movement; actin filament organization. The record is from RefSeq and is a predicted model, not a curated record.